Molecule: messenger RNA, 1192 nt
Organism: Neltuma alba
Lineage: Eukaryota; Viridiplantae; Streptophyta; Magnoliopsida; Fabales; Fabaceae
Product: stress-response A/B barrel domain-containing protein UP3
Exons: 2
Coding region: 342-992 (216 amino acids)
Source: RefSeq, a predicted model, not a curated record
ACAUAUAAUGAUUUUUUGGAUAAUUAAGAUAGGUAACUUAUGAAUUUUAUUAGUUUUCAUCAAUACAAGUUCAAAUUAAGAAAUGAAAGUUCAUAUAACUAUCUUACAUUUUAGAUUUGAACAUUGCCAGCCUAAUUUAAGAGUAGCUUUCUUGACAUCAUUCUAUGUCAAUCUAAGCCGAUUUUUUUUUUUUUUUUUAACUUAAAGAAUUGUCCCCUCUGCCCAACAUCGACAAAAGAUUCUCCUCCCCAGAAGCCGCUUCAUAUUCAGCGCCAUCCUUUACUUUCUCGGCUUCCAAACAAUCCCUUCGAUUUCUAUUCCUCCAUCCGCCUUCGACUGACAUGUCCACCCAAAUCAUCGAGCACGUCGUCCUGUUCAAGGUCAAAGACGAGACCGAGCCUUCCAAUGUCACCGCCAUGGUCGACAGAAUCAACUCCCUCGUCUCCCUCCCCCAGGUUCUUCACAUCGCCAUGGGGCCGCUUCAUCGACUCCGAUCCUCCUCUCUCACUUUCACUCACAUGCUUCAUGCCCGGUACAACUCCAGAGCCGACCUAGACGCCUACACCACCCAUCCCGCCCACGUGUCAGUCGUCAAGGCCAACGCCCCUUUCUGCGACGACACCAUGGCUCUCGAUUGGGUCGCCCACGACCUCCGGGGAGAUCUGGUUCUUCCACCGGGCUCGGCGGUGCGAGUCAGGUUCUUGAAGCUGAAGGAAAACUCGAGCGAUGAGGUCAAGAACGAGAUCUUGGGGGUUCUGAGAGAAAUUGAGGAUAAAUUCAGUGAAAUCAGUCAGUUCAGCUGCGGGGAAAAUUUCUCGCCGGGAAGAGCAAAAGGAUUCUCGAUCGGUUGGGUGGCAGUAUUUGGAGGAAUAAGGGAAUUGGAGGCGGUGGAUUCGAAUGAGGAAUGGGGAAAGUAUGAGAAGGAUAAGAUUGGAGAGUAUGUGGAGAGGGAGAUGGUGAUGGAUCAGGUCGUGGCAUCACGAGAGGCGUAAUCUGGAAACAUCGGUCGAGCCACGAUCAACUUCUGUAUUUGAGCCUAUCGUCAAAAUCAGAUUCGAGACAAAAUCUAGUGUUGCUUGAUUGUCAUGGAGUAAUGUUAUAUAUGCGCCUGCUUCUCUGCGAGAUCUUCCAAGAUUUGUAUCAAUGUAAUGGAAAUAAUUGUAUGAUUCCACAAACUCCUUUUGAUAAAAGC